Messenger RNA from Pseudopodoces humilis (Tibetan ground-tit), 934 nucleotides. RefSeq names its product syntaxin 1A (gene STX1A). Gene Ontology annotation, molecular function: SNARE binding; SNAP receptor activity. The record is from RefSeq and is a predicted model, not a curated record. Gene Ontology annotation, biological process: vesicle fusion; exocytosis; intracellular protein transport. Gene Ontology annotation, cellular component: endomembrane system; SNARE complex; plasma membrane. Lineage: Eukaryota; Metazoa; Chordata; Aves; Passeriformes; Paridae.
AUGAAGGACCGGACCGGGGAGCUGCGCGCUGCAAAGGACAGUGAUGAUGACGAUGAAGUCACCGUCAGCGUGGACCGGGAUCGUUUCAUGGAUGAGUUCUUUGAGCAGGUGGAAGAAAUUCGAGGCUUCAUCGAUAAAAUUUCGGAAAAUGUGGAAGAAGUGAAAAGGAAGCACAGCGCCAUUCUCGCUUCACCCAACCCUGAUGAAAAAACGAAAGAGGAGCUGGAAGAGCUGAUGUCUGACAUAAAGAAGACGGCGAACAAAGUGCGCUCCAAGCUAAAGAGCAUUGAGCAGAGUAUUGAACAAGAGGAAGGACUGAACAGGUCAUCGGCUGACCUGCGGAUAAGGAAAACUCAGCACUCCACACUGUCCCGCAAGUUCGUGGAGGUGAUGUCCGAGUACAACGCCACGCAGACUGACUACCGGGAGCGCUGCAAGGGCAGGAUCCAGAGGCAGCUGGAGAUCACUGGCAGGACCACCACCAGCGAGGAGCUGGAGGACAUGCUGGAGAGCGGCAACCCGGCCAUCUUCUCCUCUGGGAUCAUCAUGGAUUCAAACAUCACCAAGCAGGCGCUGAAUGAGAUUGAGACACGGCACAGUGAGAUCAUCAAACUGGAGAACAGCAUCCGAGAGCUGCACGACAUGUUCAUGGACAUGGCCAUGCUGGUGGAGAGCCAGGGAGAAAUGAUUGACCGCAUCGAGUACAACGUGGAGCACUCGGUGGACUAUGUGGAGCGGGCUGUGUCCGACACCAAAAAAGCGGUGAAGUACCAGAGCAAAGCCAGACGGAAGAAGAUCAUGAUCAUAAUCUGCUGUGUGAUCCUGGGCAUCGUCAUCGCCUCCACCUUCGGCGGCAUUUUCGGCUAGACUCACCCCCACAGGACUGUUUGUGUGCGAUGGAUGGAGCCGCGCGUGCCAUGGGGCUGCAGCCACA